AGACUGCAGGAUGAAGAGGAGAGCAGCAGACAGAGGAGCUGGCGAAUCUUCAGCACGCUCAAAGGCUCUUUGUACAGGAAUCUCUGGAAGUAAUAGUAAAAGGGCUGGGCCAUUCAUCUUGGGUCCUCGUUUGGGAAAUUCGCCUGUACAGAGCAUUGUUCAGUGUUUGGCGAGAAAAGAUGGGACAGAUGACUUCUAUCAAUUAAAAAUUCUCACACUUGAAGAUAGAGGUGAGAGAAUGGAAACUCAGGAAGAAAGACAAGGAAAGAUGCUCUUGCAUACAGAAUACUCUCUUCUGUCCUUGCUUCCUAAUCAAGAUGGAGUGGUGCAUCACCAUGGCCUCUUUCAGGAUAGGGCUGUUGUAGAAGAGUUUGAAUCCAGCAAGCUUGUGCGGAGGAUGAAGAAAAGGAUCUGUUUAGUUCUUGACUGCCUCUGUGCCCAUGACUUUAGUGAUAAAACUGCAGAUCUCAUCAAUCUACAACAUUAUGUCAUCAAAGAAAAGAGGCUCAGUGAGCGUGAAACAAUCGCAAUAUUCUGUGAUGUGGUACGGGUAGUGGAAGCUUUACAUAAGAAGAACAUUGUGCACAGGGACCUGAAGUUGGGGAACAUGGUGCUAAAUAAAAG
Rhincodon typus (whale shark) is the source of this 624-nucleotide messenger RNA. RefSeq names its product serine/threonine-protein kinase 40. NCBI's taxonomy places the organism in Eukaryota, Metazoa, Chordata, Chondrichthyes, Orectolobiformes, Rhincodontidae. Gene Ontology annotation, biological process: protein phosphorylation. The record is from RefSeq and is a predicted model, not a curated record. The annotation marks the transcript as partial. The transcript is spliced from 5 exons. Gene Ontology annotation, molecular function: ATP binding; protein kinase activity.